Messenger RNA from Sinocyclocheilus anshuiensis, 1421 nucleotides. RefSeq names its product forkhead box protein C1-B-like. The transcript has a single exon. Bases 220 to 915 code for a protein of 231 amino acids. Lineage: Eukaryota; Metazoa; Chordata; Actinopteri; Cypriniformes; Cyprinidae. Gene Ontology annotation, biological process: regulation of transcription by RNA polymerase II; anatomical structure morphogenesis; cell differentiation. Gene Ontology annotation, molecular function: DNA-binding transcription factor activity, RNA polymerase II-specific; RNA polymerase II cis-regulatory region sequence-specific DNA binding. The record is from RefSeq and is a predicted model, not a curated record.
CUUAGCGUUCAGAAGUUUUCCAAUGCGCGCUCCGACAGACAGAGGCGGCCAGUACGCGAGUCCAAUACUAUAGUCACAUUUUGUAAAUACGGUGGCAUAACGUGGACUCACGGUUGGACUGCCUUCUUGGUUUCAGAGGAGGCGCGGGUCAAGCGGGUUUGUGGAUUGCUUCAGACUUCUUGACGUCUGUUCUUCGCCAGCGCCGUUUGAAGAGAAGUCAUGCAGGCGCGCUAUUCCGUCUCCAGUCCCAACUCGCUGGGAGUCGUGCCGUACAUCAGCAGCGACCAAAGUUAUUACCGGGCCGCCGCCGGAGGGGGGUACACCGGGAUGCCAGCCCCCAUGAGCAUGUACUCUCACGCGGCCCAUGAGCAGUACCCUGCCAGCAUGGCGAGGGCGUACGGACCGUAUACGCCGCAGCCGCAGCCGAAGGAUAUGGUAAAACCGCCAUACAGUUACAUUGCGCUCAUCACCAUGGCCAUCCAGAACUCCCCAGACAAGAAGGUGACCCUAAACGGCAUUUAUCAGUUCAUAAUGGAGCGCUUUCUGUACGCGGGCGGGGAUCGCUCGGGCCACUUGGCCACCACUACCGCCGUGGACGAAACUCUGCCCGAUUACUCGAUCACGACCACCACGUCGUCCUUAAACCACGGGAAUCCUCAGGAGGGCCACCAUGCGCACCAAGGGCGCCUCGCCUCAUGGUACCUAAACCAGGCCGGAGACAUUGGCCAUCUGGGCUCCACGUACCCGGCGCAGCAGCAGAACUUCCAUUCGGUUCGAGAGAUGUUUGAAUCGCAGAGAAUCGGUCUGAAUAACUCGCCGGUGAACGGGAAUAACAGCUGUCAAAUGUCGUUUCCCCCGAGUCAGCCUAUAUACCGCACGUCGGGGGCUUUUGUGUACGACUGCAGCAAGUUUUGACCAAACAAGUAUAGCCUAUUUUUCGUUCUCCUUCUUCGUUUUGUUUUUGUUGAUUUCCCCUGUUCUCGAUACCGAGAGACGCUGAUAGCUAUUGACCGACUCUUCCCCCGUGAUGGACUGAACAGAAACCGAACACAAACGCGAAUCAGACACACUUGCUCUCGGUUUGUUAAGGACAGUGUUACUUCGAAUAACACGUAAGUCUUCUUCGUUUUUGUGAGCUAUAUGCUGGGCUGUGUUGACUUGCGUCAGACGUUUAUGGACUUGUUAUUACGUGUAAAUUGCAUAUAGUAAUUUAUUUCUAAAGUGUAGCCGGAUAUUAUGGACCAAACACCAAAAAGUGUUUCUAAGUUGAAUUGCAUUCAUUGUCCAAAUGUUCCACUAUAACAAGGAACGUAACAUGUAUAACGCCAUAUUCUUUCAAAUUAUCUCCUUUUGUUGAAAAAGUAUUCUGAAGGAACUGCAUUGUUUGUUUAAUAAAUUGCCAUGCUAUCUGAGUUAACAUU